AGUAUAGUGUUGCAUGUAUAAUUUACGGAAUUUGAAUUUCUGGCAGCGUUCUAAUUGCAAACGUUACCAAAAACACCGGUCGGCCAAAAUAUACUUCAGAAAUUCGACUUUCAUCGUUUUUUGUUUACAGGUCGAUAUCAUGGCUAAGUUUUACUCGUACAUGGUUUUUAUGUUUAUGUGGAGUGAAUUCGUUAUGAGGUAAGCAGAAAGUCAUUUUCACAAUUUGCCAUCCCAUUUUAGCUUUCGUCGCUUUUGUGGCAAAAGUGAGGUGCAUUUCAGCUCCAGUCACAAGGUAAUGCAACGCGUAAAACGUCGAUUCGUAGUUUCAAGGUAUUUAGAGACAUAUGAACCAGAUUUUUACCCACAAAGUUUGUCGGACGUGAGCCCGAAGAACUACUUGUGUUCAUAACAUGACGGAUCGUCCAAGUAAAAGAGCCUAGCUUCUGACAUCUAUAGCUGAUUAAAAUUUCAUUCCCAACUGUCUAGACCAGAGUUCUCCACAUUCAAAUAAAAAUUUAUUACGGUAAUUCACACUUUAAAGAACGAUUUCUUUAGUUUCAAGCUAUGUUCAAAUAACUUCCUCAGGAAUCAAUUUCAACCUAUACAGUUUCACUUUUCGUAAAUGCAUCGUUAUCUGUUUCAAUAAAUGUAUGGAAAUGAUUAUCACAAAGCAGAGAAAACUCACUACUCAUUAUUAAUAGCUAGAACUAAAAAGAAACUUGUCAAUUUAAGUCGGAGAAUUAGCACUCGUGUGCUAUCGAUUUUGUUGAUACAAUAUUAUUUUCUUCUCUUUCGCGUUUGUUAUUUAGAAUAGAAUAUCAAAGCCAAACUAUCAUUAUUCACCACUUGGGCUCAUUUUUAGUUUCAAAAGAGAUACAGUCACUGUUUGAGUUAGCUUCUCAGUCUGUCGGUUAAACGACAUGAUUAAAAGGCAUAUCCCAAGUUUUCGAUUAAAUUGUUAUUCGUCAUUAACUAUUCCAUAUAAGUUUAUUUGUGGAUAUUUCGAUUCUUUUCAUCUGGUGGUUCUCACCAUCAGGAAACAAAAGAUCUCUAACUUAGCUCUCUAAAACAUUGACUUUCUUUAUUGCUUACAUAGGGAAUUAAAAUUAUUCAAAAUACCGUACGUUAUAUUUCUUUCCUUUAGUCACCAAUCUAGUCAAAUUAUAUUGAAGCCAUUGUCCUAAACCAAAAUUAACAUCGGGAAGGGAUUAAGCCGCAGAAUUAGGAUUUUUAAUCGGCUAUCUUUAUCUCCCUUAGUUCCAUUUUAGCUGACGAAAGUCGUUGUAACGUAUCUGUGUACAAGACAACUCAGGACCUGGUGUACUGUGUGAGAAACGGGAUCAUCUACGACAAGACAAGAAGACCAAAGACAUUUUUUCCUCGAGGCAGGCAACACAGAUUGUUAAUGUAGUUGUGACCUUUCUCCAAAAUGAUGGCAAUAUUUUUGUUUUGAUAAUUAGCCCUCUCUGUCAAUCGCACCAUCAGAAUUCAAAGGAUUUUAGAAAAAUUAAAGUAUCUGCACUGUCAUCCAUUUUGGAAAAAGGUUUAAAUCAUCUCGAAGGUUAAGAUCCUGGUAAACUAUUUGGUCUGUGAUAUUUUCCUUCAAGAUAAAGUUUCAUAAGUUUUGAAACCUCUGCAAUAAUACUAUUGGCUAACAAAACAAACUGGACAGGUUAGGAUGGCAGAACUUGCUUCUCUUUUCUUUGAAUUUUGAUCUUAAAAUAUGGCUUCGGGCCCGUUAAGUUGCCGGGAAUUCCAAGAAAAGGAUAAUUUAGUAUCAUCAACUGGGUUUAUAACGUAAAUUUUCCAUUGUUCGAUGGUGUAAGGAUUUUGUGCUAGCAUCAGGAAAAAAGAAAACGGUUCUUCAAUUAUCUCAUUGGACAUUGAUGAACACAGCUUUUCAAUCUUUGUCGUCGUUCUGAAGGGCCAACGCUCGAAACGUCAGCUUUAAAACUCUUUACGGUGGCCAAUUGACGUUAUCAACUCAGUCAAUAAUACUAAACUACCCUGUUAUACUCUCCCACCGCGCAGCACCACAGUUUCUUUAGAAACAUACACCCCUGUAUUUUAAGAAACGGGCCCCUGUUAGACACCCGCUCAUCCCACCAUAUCACAGUUUUCAUGCUCCUCUUCCCCAAACCUCUAUGAUUCCUCAGCAAAAAUGCUUUACUCUUGACUUAAUUUUUCCUCAUUAAGAGAAAUAUUUUGUACGUGGACAGGAGGGAUGCGAUGCUCUGACGGGGAGCAUGCUCCAGCAAUCGUUCCUCCAUCUGAUGCUAAUGCUUCUUUCCUCUCAGAUCACCCAGUGGUGGUCAACAUUUCUAUCGAGGUCGCCUCUCUUCAAGUCGAUACAGGAGAUAUGGUAUGAAAUUCAUUCCACGCACGUUUCGUCCUGAAAAUAUCACUUGAAAAUUAUUCUUAAAAUUCUACAUCAACUCUUUUUCGAAACGUAUCCUGUACUUACGUUACUGACAAAACCAAAACAAUAACAACAAUAACAUGGAAUUAAUUGCCUGUUGUUUCAGCCUUUUUUCGUUUUGCACAAUUUAAAUGCACGACGUUAGUAACUGUUUUUAACGCUCAGUAAGAUAGCUUCCAAUUGUCAAACAUAGAAGAUACUGUAUUUGACAAAUUCGAUUGCUAUGUGCUAGAUCUGAUUGAAAUUCCCUCAAUUAUUGGUAUACUGAAGCUUUUUCGUUUAUUUUUUCUUCCCAAUUUAUCUGUAUUCUUGCUUAGCUAGUUUCAGAUAAACUAUUUUUUGAGCCAAUAUCAGUGUCUGCGCAACUGUGCACCUACCCCUCCCCUGCUGAAACUUUAGGGUUAACGUUGGAUUAGGGGAGGGGUAGGUGCGCAGGUACACAUUGCGUAUAGUAGAAACGCACAUCUAUAUAUUCUUGUAGGACUUCUCGUUGGAGUUCUUCUUCAGACAAGGAUGGAAUGAUCCUAAUCUGGCCUAUGAAGAAAAACAAGCAGGUGGAAAGAAGUUCAUUGUCUUUAAGGUCGAUUUAGUGAAAGACUUGUGGACUCCUGACACGUAUAUUUAUGGUAUUAGGUCUAUACAGACCGUGCAGACUGAUAGCGCGGUCCCUGCAAGCGAGGGUCUUCGUAUAUCACCUAAUGGAGAUGUGCUCUUCAGUACCAGGUAUAUAUGAGCCAGUUGGUGAGUCAUCAUCCAAACUGACAAUUUUGAUAAAAAAUUGAACAAAAAAAGUAAUUAACUUCAUAUUUGAACAAGCAACCCAACUUCGUGAAAUAGGUACAACUUUUAGACAGAGCGUCUCAAAAUAUUCCUGUCAUAUGAUCUUUCUCAGCUUAGUUGCUUGGUGCAAACGUGUUAUUCUUAUCCUUAUCAAAAAGGUUUAUACCCUUAUAUUUUUUUUUUCUUCUAUUAAAGUAAUCGAUUUCAUCUUCACUGCUAUUACAUUGCAGGCUUAGUAUGACAGUGUCUUGCUCAAUGACCUUUCACGAUUUUCCCAUGGAUAAACAGAAAUGCUUCUUAAACAUCACUAGUUGUAAGUGACUUCUCUUUAUACAUCUCAAACUUUUGCAAGAAUAGGUGAUUCAAUUGGGUUGCAAAAGAGGUUUAAAAUGGGCGAAGAACAGUCGAAAUGCAGAAAAUUAUUAUGAUGGUGAUCUAGGAAACCUCGACGAUGUACAAAAUUUGGUCACUCAGCAAUUUGAGAGAUUAAGAGUGAAAGGAAUUUGUAAGGGAUUUCUCGUUGAAGAGUAAAUAGAAGCGUUGAGAGGAAAACUAGUCUUCUUCAACUUUUGGCGCAGACAAUGGUCGGACGAAUCUAAAAAUGCAGCACUUAAACACCGCAGCACCCUCCCCAACCCCCAUUUCUAUAGCCGUAAGAUGAGUUCAUCUCAUUCUUGUUCCUCUCGAUAUCCUUUUCACUUAAUCAGUGAUUUACAAUCCUUUUAUUCUACCACGGUAACAAUUAUCAGUCCUAGCUAUAGGUACUUCUGGUUUAAUAUUUCACUUGACAGUUUUCUACACUGAUGAAGAUCUGCAUUACGAAUGGGGCGAGUUAACAGUGCUGAACAAACAUAUUGCACAUUUUGUUCUCGUGUCAUUCGAGAAGAAGAAAACUGUACAAGAGUUUACAUCAGGUAACAAUAUGUGCGUCAUGACUCUAAACUGUGUCAGCUAAACCACUGAAGGCACUUGAUGGCUCGUAGGUGAGCGCGCUAGGCUCUUGAGAGAGAGGCCUGGAUUGAGACCGUGAAAAUAACACGAAAGAAGGCCAGCCAACUUCUUAAAAGUUCUAUUUGACAAGUAUAUUCCAUGAUGGUGUGCGUAGGUUCUGUAAUGCAUUACGGAUGACAUCAAAAUGGGGUAAAAACAUAAAGGUGGCAUAUGAGGUGCAAUAAAGAAGCAAAAUGUUGCACAUGGUGACGUCAUCUAUGCGUUUGCCCUAUAGCUGAGCGCAAGAAAGAAAAAAAUGAAAAAGCGUGCCUAAUUCAGCAUAUCAUAUAAUUCACUGUAAACUUCAAUAAACAAAAAAAAUUCUCCCGUCUUAUUUAAUCAAUUCAUAUACUUAAAUGCUUAAUAGGUUUAAAAGUUCAUUUUAUUUUCCUGCCAGGCAAGCGGGAGUUCUGGAGUUUCUUCAAUCCCCAUCCGCUAGUAUAAGAAACAACGUAGCCAAAACCAUUACGUAUAGAUAUAGGAAUUUGUUGAAAGCUUUUCAAAUAGAUUUUCUCUGAUUGAGUUUUCUUGCAGGCAAAUAUGGGUUACUCUCAGUAGCAUUUGAAUUUAAGCGGCGCAUCAACUUCUACCUUCUAAGCUGGUACCUCCCCGCCACACUGAUCGUAGCCCUUUCCUGGGUCGGGUUUUGGAUCGAUACCAAGUCGACACCGGCUCGAAUAUCCCUCGGUACGAUCACAAUUUUGGCAAUGGGCAGUUUCCUUAUUGGCGAACAGGAGGGGUUUCCAAGCGUCUCCUACGUACGGGCAAUUGACAUCUAUCUCAUCACGUGCUUUGUGUUCGUGUUCGGUUGUAUGGUGGAGUACCCCUUUGUUCACUACGCAAAAAGAAUGGCGGAAAAGAUGCAGGCGGAUAAGAAGGAUGACCUAGAGGUAAUCAGUGGUUUUCGCUUUAAAGAAGCUGUCAGUAAUUAAUUUCUAUUUCAUGGUCAUCUCAAUAUGAUACAAUUAAGGGGUUUCGAUUGGCUCAGUUACUAUGGGCUAUAAGUUAUUGAGUCAUGCUAACCCAAAAAAUCAUUUUUCCUUGACCCUAUUUCAACGUGAGAGCCUCAGAGACCGAGAUAAAACAUUAUUGAUUCUUUUUCAAUGUCACUGGAACUGAAGGUUUUUUUUGUGAUAUCAAACUGUCUAGUUCUUAAAUCGAAAUGAGAGGUUGAACUCAGCCUAAAUUUAAACAUCAUUCUACUUUUGGCUUUUACCUUUUGAUAGAUGGAGGAUUCAUACCACUUCAAUCAUCACAAUCAAAACAAAGCAAUGGCAAACGGUGUAGUAAAUGGCGGAUUCAUGGAAAGUUUUGCUCCAACAAAUUCCCACGACAUUCUCCAAUGGACCAACCUCCACAUAUCAAGUAGCGAGCCUCCAGUGGAAACGAGACCAAAAGAGCAAAAACCAAGCGUACGUCAGCCACAAAGAUCCCGCAACAAAAUGCGGUUCAUAAUUUGUUGGGCAGCGAAACUUGACGAGAUUUGUCGCCUGGCGUUUCCUCUGUCUUUCAUAAUGCUGAGUAUAGCGUACUGGGUAGUGUUCUUAAUCCUUAACUCCCAUGAGUGACCAGGACAGAAAUUCUCCUUACAAUAUCAAUACAAUAUCAAGCAGACAAUAGAUAAUGGUCUCUAAAUGAACCUGAAGAAACUAUGCCGAAACUUAAGUGAUAAAUAUAAGUAGAAUUAGCACCGGAUAAAAAUAAACUCCGUACCUUGUUAUUUAAUGCAAUGAGCUCC
Molecule: messenger RNA, 5927 nt
Organism: Pocillopora meandrina
Lineage: Eukaryota; Metazoa; Cnidaria; Anthozoa; Scleractinia; Pocilloporidae
Source: the annotation of a GenBank genome assembly